UUACCUUGAUUUUCACCAUACAACGAAGCUAAACGUCUCUCUUCGAGGAAAGAAGUGUAACCUUGCCUGUUGUAUAUACAGUUAUUUUGUGUUAGUUUGUUGGUGUUAUGUGCUGACAAAGAGUAUAGCAUUACUAAACGCUGCUAUUGUCUUCGGCGGGAAGAUGAGCAAUUCGGGGCUCUUUCAUCGGGAGAUAGGGUCUGCGGUGAUGGCUAGGGAUGGUGAGGAGGACACAGACUGUAGUGCAGCGUCUAUACCGGUAUGGGGUGAGCAACAACAGAUGCAGAAGUACCAGCAUAGCGCUGAAGAAGAAGGAGCCACGCCAGACCAUAGUCAAAAGCAGUACGUACGUCCUGACGAGGCGGUUGGUCACAGAUGCCAGAAACGUCGUGGACAGUACCACCGGUAUGGCUGGAGCACGAUAAAUGGCAGGAAGAAGCGCAAGAAGCAACAACAGGCGAAGCGUGCCCACAGCGUGAGAGGAUUCGUUGUUGGCCACCUCCUCCUUGCAAUGCUGAUUGGCACGACUUCUGCCAAUCUGCAGCGCUUCACGUUCCCCCCGUCCCGUCGCGUGCUGCUGAUGGAGGGGAUGUAUGACCGAUAUUCAGCAAAGGAAUUUUCCUGUGCCGUGUGUCCCGCCGGCUUCCAGUACAAGAAAGCCUGCACGCGGUUCACUCAGCAAUCAUGUCAGCCGUGUCCAUUGGGUUAUGUCCAGCCCAAUGUGACAAUAAACGAAAAGUGCGUUCUGUGCCGCGAAUCCUCCACAGCUUGCCCACAGGGGUACAUAUACCGGAACUGCACAGCAACACGGCACGGUGGAUGCGAGAAGUCGAUAUGCCAGGAUGGAUAUUACGGGUUGGAUUUAUCGCACACCAUCCCUAAUCACUGCCGACCGUGCAGUGUGGAGUGCUCAGUUGACGGCCGCUGGGAAAUGGUCCCGUGUCUCUACACCGAUCGCCAGUGUUCAUACAGAAAGUUGCCGAUUCUGGCCAUGCCGGAUAUUGUCCCAACACCGAAGCUGACAGCAGAGGCAACAACACCAACCCAAGUCAGUUCAAAUCAUGCACAUACUAAGAUCGCCACAAGCAGUCAAGGGACGACUCGGCCUAGGGAAAUUCCCACCAGGCCUAGGGCAAGCACAACUCCGAUUAGGACAACUGCCACUAGGCCCACCACAACUGAACCAGGCAACAAAGCCAGAGACUGGUUCAUUCAUCGUCCGUCCUUUAACGACUCGAGCCGUGGUUCGGGGAACGGCACCGUGUACACCAAGGCCGAACGUGAAUUGACGAAACGAAACGCGUUAUUAUAUCAGUUGGUGAUUGGGUCACUGUCUGUUGUGGCAAUAGUACAAGGAACCUGCCUAGUAAUUACUAGGUGUAAUAAGAGAGGAGGGAGGAUUAUAGAAAGUGCAGCCAGCAGCCGCACGAGCGUCAGAUUCCACAGUCCACCUGUAGGAGCUGCAAGCGCUGGUGUCCAGAGCGUGUCCAUAGGCAUUGAACCGGAGGAUCUAUCUGUGAGAGACGCAGGUAGACUCAUUUGCCAGCCAGUGAACCAGUCUUCGGGAGACUUCACUACGGUUCAUUUCGCAGAUGGAAGAGAUCUACUCGGCAAAAACUGGAACACAGCUGAUCCGGAAGGAGAUACACUGGUGACCUGUCCAUACGAAUGCGGCCAGAACUUGCCACCUUCUAGCAAGUCGCUCGACCAUAGGCAAGGAACAGCCACACAUGAGUCAACUGAAGGCAUAGGUUGCGCUUUGCUUCACGAUGGCCAGACGACACAUCCAAGUCCGCCACAAGCUCAAACGCCGACUGCACAAUCACAGCAAGGUGAUACCCAUUCGACGGAGACAGGCGACGGUGACUGUCGAGAAUCCGCUGUUUAAGUGUGAUUAGUGAUGGAGUUUGUUAGGCUGUGUGCGGGAGCUCAGUUUCCUUCCAGGAGUCGUGUGCGGAGGUGUUUUAACGGCAGAUCAUCUUUCCUGUCAGCCACGUGUAGAUCAUGGCACAAAGUGACCUCAUGAAAAGCAACAUCACCCACACUUCCCUGUCAUGCAUCAUCGGCGUUUGGAAAUCACGGUUUCCCGCACUACCGACUCCUCAACAGCGAGCCAGUGCCAAAACUCAUCACCUUGUUCUUGUACCUCCACGUCAACCAUUUCAGAUUUGCUGACGCCUUUUUCGCCGCGAGGACAUAUCGAUUUCAACGGACUACCCACAAUAUAGCAGUGUAAUUGGAGAUUUUUGAUUCAUUCACGCCUGUGAUUUGGUCAUCAUACUGCUAUGCACUCUUCUACCCCUGCAUGUUUGAAUUUCCAUCUCUUUACAUGUAUGUAGUCUUUUAGCUGAGCACUUCUCUCCUCACUUUCCGUUUUUUGCCAGCAGUGAAGAGGAAUAUUAGCAUGCCAGUGUACAUGCAUGUCUUUCAUAUCAUUGGACUCUGCCCUAGAUGUGUUUAUGUUGUAGUUCAAUCCUUCGCAUUUCCCCUCUCAAUCAAUAUGUACAUGUACAUGGUGCUUAUCAAAAUAUGUUAGUUUUGCCGCAUGAAAUGGGUGACCCAUCUAUGCUUGCAUACAUGACUGUAUAAUAUAUAGCCUGAGGUGGAGCAUGACGUUUACAUGAUGGAGAUGGAUGUGACUUGUGAAUCCAAACCUACGCACACAUUAUGCAAUGUACAGUAAAACCUCCAA
This is a messenger RNA of Sycon ciliatum, 2692 nucleotides long. RefSeq lists its product as uncharacterized. The coding region runs from base 164 to 1888 and encodes 574 amino acids. The record is from RefSeq and is a predicted model, not a curated record. The transcript has 7 exons. NCBI's taxonomy places the organism in Eukaryota, Metazoa, Porifera, Calcarea, Leucosolenida, Sycettidae.